ACGCGCCGCCCGAGUUCGCGGCUGCCGAUGGCGAGCGAGAUGAGCCCGUUGUGCCGGCGCCCGAGCAGCUCGUGGCUGGUACGCUGUCGGCUGCCGGGGCCGUUGCCGAGGAGGGUGAGGGGUGUGAAAACGUCCCCACGAACGCGCAGGCGGCCCUGCAUCUGGGCCUGCUCGAGGUGUUCUGGAGGUACAAAGAGCAGUUUCUGCGACCUGGGGAAGAGAUGAGGACCUUCUUUUCUGUGGCGAUGGGCGGUGGGCGGGAAGGCGGGGGAGAGGUGGCGUGGGAGGAUGCCCAUGGCGUUGUGCUGUGGAAGGCGGUUGUGGAGAUCGCCGUCGGAAGGUUUGAGGCCUGGUGGAAGGUGGUUGGUCGUGAGACCGAGGCGGCGAAGUGGGGGGAGCGACAGGGCGAGGGCGAGAGUGCGAAGUGCGUGCCGACGGAUGGGCCGGGCAGGAAGGUCACGGAGUUGCCGGCGGAGAUGCUGCCGCCUGUCGAUGUCCUCAUCGUUUGGCAUAGCUUUCUGCUUAAUCCCAGGUGUUAUUACGACGAUUGCUUUGCGCUGGGGAUGCCCGGGAUGUUGGCGGUGGCUUUUCCGUGGGAGGCUAUUAACAAAGCAGUCGAUCUGAAGACGCUCGACUUCACGCUCUCUGCAGAUGCAAAGGCUUUCUUCAAGGUGGCUACCUCUCAGGAAGUAGACUUGUUCGCCCAACUCAAGAAGGAAUCGUUCUUCAAACCCCGUCUGCCCACGCUCGAGAUCGUCUGUCCGAAAUGCGAGCACGAGCACAAGCUUCCCAUCACCUCGAUCGAUUCCACCGCAAAUUCCUGGCACAACCCAAACCUGUCCCUCGCCUGCGCCUGCGGAUUCGCCAUUACCCAUGACGCUCUCUGCGCUGAGCGACUACGGCAGGACUACCGGCAAGUCCUAGCAGGUGGCCCAGGCAUCAGGGGGACCUUCUCACCGCCGUUCGAACGCGGCGACACAGUCAACACACAGAUCAAGCAGCACUUCGCUGGCGCACCCCCAACCCUGCCCUCUUACCCCACUCUGAUCACCCUUCUCUCCAUCUUCCAGCACCCACAACAAGUGGCGCCCUUCUACCUCCCCACAUCGCCGCAAUCCUCGGCGUGCAUAUCCCUCUCCGCCGCCGUCAUCCGGCAAGAAACGUUCGUGAACAAAAUGCACCACUUCCUCUGGGUGCGCUCGCCGACGCUCUUCACAGGCACGCUCCCGCGCGCCAGAGAGAAAUACACCAACUUCUUCCGGCUCUUCACCUUAUUCCCGGGGGAAACAAUGGUCCCCACACUGGACGUGGACGUGUUCUGGCACACGCACCAGUUGACGCCGGCACGGUACUACUACUUCUGCCUGCAACCAUCAGCAGCCAGCAGAUUCAUCGACCACGACGACAAGCUCCCCACGGACGUGCUAGACAACGGGUUCGAGCGCACGGGGAACAGAUAUAGAGACUCUUUCGGCCUCGAGUAUGGCGGCUGCUUCUGCUGGGCGUGCGAGAUCGAGCGCGAUGAGGCGCCCCAGGGCGGCUGGUGGAAGCGUGCAAGACGCGAGAAGAGGAGGCGCUGGGAGAUGCGCGUGAAGGUUGCGUUUUGGAGGGAGGUGGAGCAGAGACGCGCAACUGGCGCGGAGCAGGUCGGCCUGAAGGGGCUGGAGAAAGUGCUGGAAGAGGGGCCGAAGAAGAGGAAGUAAUGGUUUUAUUUGGUCUAUUGGUUUUUGUUUUUGUUUUUGGCGUACAUGUACACUCGGCGGGGGGGAAGCUAUAUAUUGCAAGAUUUUUUCUUUUUUCUUUUUCUUUCUGUUGCUGUUUUUGUUUCUGAGAUUUGGGGAGCUCAUCUGGUGCCUAGAGUAGUGCGUGCGUUCGUUCGUUCUUUGAUGCUUCUUGUGAUUUCUUUUGUCUAUCGUUGAAAGUACAGUAUGUACAAAUGGAUAUCCUCAUCACAACACAUUAAUCAACGGGCGGAUGUUAUACAUACAAGUUGGAUGCACGAAAACACCUGACGCCGGAGAAGUACAAGAGACUAUCUGCUUCGGUACUAU
This is a messenger RNA of Tricharina praecox, 2051 nucleotides long. RefSeq lists its product as uncharacterized. The transcript is spliced from 2 exons. NCBI's taxonomy places the organism in Eukaryota, Fungi, Ascomycota, Pezizomycetes, Pezizales, Pyronemataceae. The record is from RefSeq and is a predicted model, not a curated record. The coding region runs from base 222 to 1703 and encodes 493 amino acids.